Messenger RNA from Lolium rigidum, 630 nucleotides. RefSeq names its product ubiquitin-like protein ATG12. Gene Ontology annotation, biological process: C-terminal protein lipidation; nucleophagy; autophagosome assembly. The record is from RefSeq and is a predicted model, not a curated record. The transcript is spliced from 5 exons. Gene Ontology annotation, cellular component: Atg12-Atg5-Atg16 complex; cytoplasm; phagophore assembly site membrane. Bases 74 to 352 code for a protein of 92 amino acids. NCBI's taxonomy places the organism in Eukaryota, Viridiplantae, Streptophyta, Magnoliopsida, Poales, Poaceae.
ACGAGGGUCUCGCCGCAAAUUUGCUCCCGCUUCCUUCCUUCCUUCCUGCCGCCGUUCUCGUUCUCCUUCGGCGAUGGCCGCCGAUCCCAACCAGAAGAAAGUCGUGGUGAACUUCCAGUCGGUCGCCAACGCGCCGAAGCUGCGGCAGUCCAAGUUCAAGAUUGGUGGGAAUGAGAAAUUUGCCAAGGUGAUUGAAUUUCUUCGCCGCCAAAUUCACCAGGACACAGUGUUUCUCUAUGUGAACAGUGCAUUUUCACCGAACCCAGAUGAGUUGAUAAUUGAUUUAUACAAUAACUUUGGAAUUGAUGGGCAGCUGGUGGUCAAUUACGCAUCAUCGUUGGCAUGGGGUUAAAAGCUGUACCUGCUGGAUAUUAGCUUCAGCAAGCGUGUGAACCCCUUUCUCAGCUAGAAUUAACUUUUCGCUGCACUGUUAGUGUAAAGCACUGCGAACUGAGCUUCAAUCUGAAGCUAUUUGGACUAUGUGAAUAUGUGAUGUCCAAUGUCAUGGCAAUAGUAAGAUCAUUUUCGACCUGCAGUGAAACCUGAGACAGUCUUUUUUUUCCUUGUAUAGAUAUCUUUGACAGUGUUGUGCUGUUCUACAGCCAUUGUUGCUGAAAAAAACACCCUCUC